This is a messenger RNA of Apiotrichum porosum, 714 nucleotides long. RefSeq lists its product as uncharacterized. Gene Ontology annotation, molecular function: acyltransferase activity, transferring groups other than amino-acyl groups. The record is from RefSeq and is a predicted model, not a curated record. The transcript has 2 exons. Bases 1 to 714 code for a protein of 237 amino acids. Lineage: Eukaryota; Fungi; Basidiomycota; Tremellomycetes; Trichosporonales; Trichosporonaceae.
AUGGCCCAGUCAGGCCGAUUCCGCGUCAGAAUCCAUGCCGCCCAAGCUCCCCCCACCUCUCUCCAGGCUCUGAAGAGCCGUCCUACUCCAAAGCAGCACACUCAAAUGGAGGCCCAACAACCCCCUCCCCUCGCCGAUGGCGUCAUCACCCUCCGCCCACUCGUCCAUUCCGAUGUUCAACGCAUCUACGAGCGCAACGCCGACCCCAUAACGCUCGACCAGAUGCUCUACACCAUACCGUACACCAUGCCCAUGGCCGAAGAGUACGUCUCCGACGCCAUGUCGCCUACGUCCCCGGCCAUCCUGUGGGGGAUCACCUCGGACGCCGACGGCGGCUUGCUUGUCGGGUCUGUCGACUGGCGACCCGUCCCGGGCUCGGGCGGUCGGGAAGGCGGCCUGGGCUACGCCAUGCACCCAGAUUCUAGGGGGAAGGGACACCUCUCACGCGCGGUAUCCCUCGUCCUCGCGCUGCUGGACGCGAACGGCGUUCACCACAUCAGGUGGGAUGCGCGCGUGUAUAACUGGGGCAGUCUGCGGCUUGCCUGGCGGUUCGGCUUUCCGCCACCACUCCCAGUCCCGUAUGUGCAUGUGCAGAGGGGAAAGAUGAUCGAUGGCUGGGUGUCUACGCGGCAGCGAGGGGCAAAGACACGAUGGAGUGGGAUGAGUAUCGCGCUGCAAGUACCCCCGGAGAGGGGUUUGUGGGCGAGUCGGUAA